CCUCACUUCCUCUUUCCACCCACAACAUUCUCUUCCCGUUAUCUUUCACACUGCUACUCUGCAUGAAAAACUAAAACAAAGCCAAACACAGCGUAUAGUUCACUGGCAAUGGAGGGCACCGAGCCAGCUACUAGAGGAAGAACAACAGCACCAGAUGGGAAUCAGGGGGCAGACUCCUCUGUGCUGAUGUCCAGCAAGCCUCUGCAUCGUUUCGUCAAGAAUGAGCCCAGAAGUCUUGGGAUUGUCAUUCUGAUCUUUGGCUGUGCAGAGCUCCUGAUGGGAUUUCAGCUGGCCAGUGAAACUGUGCAAACCUCCAGUAGGAUCUACAUCCCCUUUUGGCAAGGAACUCUGUUUCUUAUCUGUGGAAACCUGUCUAUCUACACAGAGAUACAUCCAUCCAAGAAGAUGGUGACUGUGUGUUUGGCCAUGUAUGUGGUUUCCCUCCUGGGACUUGUAGUCUCUGUUGGCUACAGGAUAAACUGCCUCGCGGAUUAUAGACACCUGAUGUACUUGGCAAGAUAUGAAAUGGAGCAGCCUUUGGGAUCCUACAGAGUGGAUCAGAUUUCUGGCAUUGAAGGUGUACUGUUUGCCUCCUCUCUGUGUGUGUCAGUGCUGCUCAUCUUCCUGUGUGCCAUCGCACGUUUAGCACUGAAAUCCACACACACUCAGGUAAUUAUCCAGUGCGUCCCGGCACCACCACAGACUGACUAGGAUCAGCCUUUUCAGUUAUCACUCUACAAUAAGUAAUACUUCGUCAUUCCUUUAGUCCACCUAAUCUAACUCAAUUACAUGUGAAUGUUACGCCACCUAGUGGUAGCAGCUUUACAGCCAGCUAACUACAGUAGUCCUGAGAGGAGAAAAUGCAUUACUGAACCAUGUUUGUUUGCUUUUUGUAAAGUUUGUUUGUGAAUUAAUGAUAUUUGUCGUCUCAUGUGAGAUUUUACAUGCACUUAUUAUGGGAACUCUGCAUCCACUGAUAUCUCCAGCAAGGUCAAUGUGUACUCACUGUAUAGGUCAUAGUAAACACUUAGCUAUAUUACAUUAUUCACAGUGCACAUUAGACUCUGAAUCAAAGCCUUGAGGCUAACAGGUCGUACAUAUCACCUAAUCUUUAUGUAUAUUUUAUAAACAAUAAUGUGCAGUGAUGUAAUGCAACAAAACCGGGCUUCUAUAUUGACAUUAAAAUAACAUAGAAGUACAUUUUGUGUCUGCUCAGCAAUCCUUCAACGCACAGAAAAUCACACCAUGAAUGUUUUUUAUCUAAACAUACACAGUCAGUAAGAAUUUCUGAGACAUAUUGUGGAUACUUACUGUAAACCUUUAAUAUUUGUGUUGUCAAGAUUUGUUAUGAUCUGCAUUAUUAUUACAGUAUGUGCAGUGUUUACGCUGUAGACUGUAAUUUAAACUGUGCUUGCAGCUUUUACUCAUCAAUGUGAUUCUCUGUAUACUGUACAUUUAACUGAAGAUAUUUUAUAGUGUGAUUUUGGAUGAAUGAGCAGAUGUGGCUCUGUUUUUGGAUUCAGGACAGCUCGUCCACCUGUGAUUGCUACUUUAGAAAUGUUGCCUUGUACAAUACACAAUAAUCUAUCUGGUUUAUUCAUAAUUUACCUUUUGAUUUGAUUAAUAUGUUUAUAUAGUUAAUGAUGUUCAUCCCCAUGACUGUGAUAUGAAGAGCCUGAGUGGAAACCUGUUGCUACCUUUUGCCCGUGAAUGUGUGAAAAACAAAAAUUUGGGCAGGGACCACUUUUCAGAGAUCCAGCUUUAGCUUUUAGAUGUAUUUGGUGCAUCAGUGUGAAAUGUUGUCUUUGUUAAAUAAACAAUUUUUUUAAAAAUA
Lates calcarifer (barramundi perch) is the source of this 1834-nucleotide messenger RNA. RefSeq names its product membrane-spanning 4-domains subfamily A member 4D. Bases 109 to 711 code for a protein of 200 amino acids. The transcript has 7 exons. The record is from RefSeq and is a predicted model, not a curated record. Gene Ontology annotation, cellular component: membrane. NCBI's taxonomy places the organism in Eukaryota, Metazoa, Chordata, Actinopteri, Centropomidae.